CUUGCACAUGUUGAGUUUUUUUCUCUUCGCAAUACAAGGUACAUAUCUUUAAUCUUGUUAUUAUCUUUAUAACCUUUCUGCUGACUACCUCUUUGACUUUAUCAAUGAAAACGAUCUCUAGGAGUGAUUACAACACAGUAAGUUAAAUGUAAAAUGUAUGUUUGUUUUUAUAUAUGUUUUUCUUUGACUAUAACAUACAUUUUAAAUGUUAAGUGCAAGAAAUAAAAUGCCAAAGCAGUAUGAAAUUAGAAUUGAAAACACAAAAAAUGCAGAAUAUAAAUAAUUGUAUCAAGAUGUUCUCCACAACAAUAUGCAUUUCGGUUCUAAGAAUUUGGACUAGAAAUCUUUGUUUAAUGCCCUUAAUGAUUAAUGUUAGUUGGUAUGCUCAAAGUUGAAUAGUGGAAAUAGAGAAACUGUAUAUACAUUGUUUCCGAACUAUAACAAUAUAGGCCUCAUUGAGAACUUGUUAUUUGAAUGACUCGUUAUCUGGAUGAUAAUUUAUAUUCAUUUUUGUUCAUUUCAUUUUUCUUUAAUGUUGCAACCAAUGUGUUAAAUGCUUAGUGUACACUGUCUAUGUUGUGGGUUUUUCAAGUGGUAUCAGAUCAUAAGAGUGUAGUGUCUUCAUCAUCACGUAUAAGUGAAUAAAUUAUCCUUAAAAAUUGAAGCCCACUUAGUGUGGAAAUAAACUUUUUCUGUUGUUUAAAUUUGGCCUCCUAUUACUCUGGAUGUUACAUCAUGAGUUCAAAUGAAUAACAUUAUAUUGUGAUGAAAGAUAAAUUAAACAGAGAGCUGUAUUGAUAUUUAAAACAAAACAAUAAUAUGUGAUUAAAUUGAAUGAUUGCUUUUAUAGAUUUGUCUGUAACAUUUAAUUAAAGAUUUUAAACAUAAAGCCAGAACAAUAUUUCUUAUUUCUCACAUGCAUAAGAUUAAUUAAUUGCUAAUUUCAGACUUACCUAAUUAUCAAUAAAAUCAUUGGACAAACCUUCCAUUAUUUAAAUCGAAGGGAACAUUUUUAAACUUUUCUCAAUGCUUCCUGUCAUUUAAAGCUGCAUUAAAAGUUUUAUAUAUAGCAAGAGUCAUUUCAAGUCUUUCUUCCUGGCUAAUCAUGGCAGCAUUUAACAUUUAACAUAUGGAUUUAGCAACUUCCCCUAACCCUCGAGACAGGGAAUUCAAUCAAUUAAACAAUUAAGUAUUCAGAUCCAGGUUAUAAUAGAAACCACAGGAACCCUCUCUCCCCAGUCUUUUUUCUGACUUCAUAGCCCUAGGACAGUUGUUAUAUUUUUUCUUUUCGAGUUUUAUCUGAUAAGAUUUUUAUUUUAUGCUCACCUGGUUAUGUUCUAUGAUCUUAUUCCUGUUGAGGUCAGCCUCCCUCCUCAGGAAGCCCAUGCACAAGUAUCCCAAUCUCUGCAGAGUUAGGAACCCCUGGGAGCCGCGGCGGUUAGUUCCCCCAAUAUCUGAAGUUUGGAUGCCUGUGAGCACGGACAGCUUUAUAUCUUGCAUGCUCAUUUCCAAGAUGGCGGAGACGUGGUGUGUGGCCAAUCGGCACAGGCGCAAGGCUUUAAAGGCACAGAGCAGGAAAUUUGAAAUGGCGGUAAGCCAAAAAAUAAAACUAGCGGUUCAAUUCCCUUAAAGAUACAGUGCUCUCAAGUUUGAUUUCCACUCUCUGCACCUUCAAUUCAAAGCUCUUCCCUUUGGGAUCAGCACAGCCCUGAGGACAUUCUCCAAAAUUGUUCUUCUCAGAAUGGAAGGUGUUGCUAUUUUUCACAAUCUCUAUGAUAUUUUAGUGGUGGCUCCAGACUUUGAGACCGGGUUUCAACAUCGACGCCUAGUUCUCGAGACACCCUCUCAGUUUGGGUGGCUCAUCAACCACAAGAAUUGGUAUUGGUAUUCCUGGAAGUGAAUUUAAAUGCAAACACGGCAGGUGGUCUCUCUGGCACACAAAAAAUAAAAAUCACCCUACUGGAUCGAAUAAGGAAGUUCAAUUCAAAGACUUUGGCUUAUGUGCUAGAAUUUAUGAAGCUCAUGGAUACCCUUUCUGCAACCAUAUACCUCAUCAGAUGGGCACAAUGGAACCUUUGUCCGCUACAUCAUUUUUUCCUGCGGAAUUUCAGGACCAGCUCUCGAGAGUGGGAAAGAUCAAUUCACAUUUUAAACCAUUUAAAAAUAGAAGCUUCUAUGGUGGCUGUCGUGGAAAAACAUCUCCAGAGGGUUUUCUCUGAGGGCAAUUGAUUGAUUGGUCAUUACAACAGAUCUUAGUCAGUACGGAUGGGGAGCCUCCACGGACUCAAACAUCAACCAAUCGAGAGCAGCAUUUCAAGUGUUUUGGGAUUUUCAACACCUCAUCUCGGAAUUCUUGGAUAAACCAGAAGUGUAUCUCUGAUGAGGGAAUUACAAUCAAUCACACAAUUUUAUACAUAAAAGAUGCAACAUCAAUUCUUAAAACUAUGGAUCUUAUUGAAUGAAAGGACGAAUAUAGUUGGGCGACCCUGGAUGUCACUUCACUUUACACAGUAACACAUCACAAUUUGGGUUUGGCAGCUGUAACUAUAUACAUCAACCAGGAUGAUUCCAUCAACAGUAAUUUGAAAGAAUUUAUCUUAAUUGGAAUUUGCUUCUUUUUACAGCACAAUUAUUUUUUCUUUGAUGGUAAUUUUUAUUUACAAAUCACAGGUACCGCCAUGGGAAGCAAGUUCGCCUCCAGCUAUGCCAACAUUUACAUGAGACAAUGGGAAGACCUUUUUGUGUGGUCUAGGCAUGGCUGGAGGGAAAACUUGGUCCUAUGGCGGAGAUUUAUAGAUGAUAUUAUUAUUUGGAAGGGCACUGGGAAUUCCUUUGGAGAUUAUGUCAACCACCUCAAUCAGAAUAAAUGUAAUCUCAAAUUGGCAGCCGAGUCCAAUAAAAAUACUAUACAUUUUUUGGCUUUAACAAUUUUCAUGAAAGAAAGUAAAAUAUUGAGUAAAUGUUUCUUUAAGGAAACUAACGGCAAUAGCCAUGUCCACCAACAAAGCAUUCACUAUGCACCAUGGCUGAAGGGGAUAACCAGAAGCCAAAUGACACAAAUUACAAGAAAUUGCUCAGAUAUGCUGGACUUAAAAAAAUAAGCUAAUAUUGUAAAAAAUAAACUUUUUCAGAAAGGAUACAAUAAAAACAAUAUUGAAAAAGAAAUCAGACUGGCAGAAAGGAGAAACAGAGAAUACCUUUUAGGAAGUAGAGUAAAAGAAACCCAUAAUGAUGUGUACAGAUAUGCUUUUAUGACUAAACACAAUAAAAAUUAUAAACAAAUAAGUCAAAAUUUUGGCCAUUCCUCAGGGAGGAUUCGGUCUUAGGGGAAAAACUACCCGAAAGACCACAAAUUAUUAUUAGAAAUGCACAAAACUUAAAGAGUUUAUUAGUAGAGUUUAGCCAACCCGAACUGUAAAGUUCAGGUUCGUACCGAACAUUACGGUUUUUGGACCCCGGACUCGAACAUGGACAUUUCACUGUAUGUUCGGGUUGGAAAUUCGGUGUUCAGCGAUUUAAUGGCGCAUUUUGAAAGUUGCAGGGCAGCCAAUCAACAAGCGUUUGACUUGUGUGCCCUUAGAAGCCAUCACAGCCAUGCCUACUAAUGGCAUGGCUGUGAUUGGCCAGUGCAGCAUUUGAGCUAUCUACCAAAAGGCUGAAAGACCUAAACUGGUCUUUCAGCCACAUUUACUAAUACUAAGUAAAGAUUACUUAGUAUUAGUAAAUUCAACCAUGUCUAGCAAACAGUGAGCAGCCAGUGGCUGCUCACUGUAAAAAAAAUAAAAAAAGAAUAAAAACCUAUUGGCCCCCAACCCUGAAUGGCGGAUGGAGGCCCUAAAGUAAAAUAAGGGGGGACCUAUUGUCCUCUCCCCCGGCCGCCACCCCUGAGCAGCAUGUGGGGGCCCUAAAUAACAAUGAUGGGGUGGGGACCUACUGUCCUCCCUCCCAGCCCCACCCCUGGGCAGUGGGUGGGGGCCCUAAAUAAGAAUGAUGGGAGGACCUACUGAAUGGUGGGUGGGGGCCCUAACGUAAAAUAAGGGGGGGACAUAUUGUCCUCCCCCCCAGCCCCCACCCCUGCGCGGUGGGUAGAGGCUCUACAUAACAAUGAGGGGGGACCCACUGUCCUCCCCCCCGGCUUCCACCCCUGUGCGGUGGGUGGGGGCCCUAAAUAAGAAUGAGGGGGAGGGACUACUGUCCUCCCCCCCGGCCCCCACCCAUGCGCAGUGGGUGGGGGCCCUAAAUAAGACUGAGGAGGAGGGACUACUCUCCUCCCCUCCCAGCCCCCACCCCUGAGCGGUGGGUGGAGGACCUAAAUUUAGAAUAAGGGGGAGGGACCUAUCAAAAAAAAAAAAGUGCAAAAAAAAAAUCCAUGUUCACCUGGAGGGCUCCGAGCAGACUGAGCUCUGGCCUAAAUAAGAAUGAGGGGGAGGGACUACUGUCCUCCCCCCGGCCCCCACCCAUGCGCGGUGGGUGGGGGCCCUAAAUAAGAAUGAGGCAAAGGGACUACUGUCUUCCCCUCCCAGCCCCCACCCCUGAGCGGUUGGUGGAGGACCUAAAUUUAGAAUAAGGGGGAGGGACAUAUAAAAAAAAAAACGAGUGCAAAAAAAAAAUCCAUGUUCACCUGGAGGGCUCCGCACAGACUGAGCUCUGCAAGGAGGGGAAGGCUUAUAAAGCCUUGCCCCGCCCUGCAAUUAGGCUCAGAGCACUCUGAUUGGUGGGUUUAAGCCAUCCAAUCAGAGUGCUCUGACAGGUAAAUGAAGAGACUGACAGGUAAGUCUCUACAUUUACCUGUCACAGCACUCUGAUUGGUUUACACGCUGUGUAAUUUGACUCAUAACAACACUCUGAUUGGUGGAUUGAAAGUAAGCAAUUAGAGAGUUAUGAGUCAAAUUACACAGCGUGGGAAAAUUCCAAAGAACUUUCCCACGCUGUGCAAAAUGACACAGAGCACUCUGAUUGGCUGGAUUUCAAGCUAACCAAUCAGAGUGCUCUGUGUCAUUUUACACAGCGUGGGAAAAUUCCAAAGAAAAUUCCAAAGAAAUCCUUCAUAUUUCAAUACUAGAAUUUUCUAGGCAUUUUUAGUUCUAUAUAACACACAUACAACACACACAAAGAUAGGUGGAGCAAAUAGUGAUAGAAAAUAAAGAUAUACUUCCCUCUCUUCUAACUUCUCGCUGUAAGAGAUAGAGAGGUACAAAAUAGUGCAGAUAUUGCUAUAUACAAAAUAUAAAUAGAAUAUAAAUCAUAUGCACUCACAAUGGGAGAGCCAUAUAAUGCAAACUGGCUCUGGUGUGGAUUUCCUUUGGGAUCUUAAUUGGGUGAUCCCCAGACCUCUUUGAUGGUAUUUGUUGAGGUAUGUCUUCCUUCAAUGAUAGGCAAUGGAGAGAAUGGUAUAUUCCAAAGGCAAAAUAUUUAUUCAAGAAAAAAUAAAUAAAAUGGUUAAAAGUAAUACAAUAAAUAAAAACUCUUAGUGUCCAAUAUGAUUGCCAAAACGCGUUUCGCCAGUGUGGCUUCAUCAGUUGGCAACUUGCCAAAACGCGUUUCGCCAGUGUGGCUUCCUCAAUUGGCAACUGAGGAAGCCACACUGGCGAAACGCGUUUUGGCAAUCAUAUUGGACACUAAGAGUUUUUAUUUAUUGUUUUACUUUUAUCCAUUUUAUUUAUUUUUUCUUGAAUAAAUAUUCUCUGCUCUGCUAUUUCAUCUCUCUCUGUUGUUAAAUGGGCCAUGCAUCCUAUGGUUGUUCACGUUUUCAAGGCUGUGAUGAGAAAAAUACCUCCAGCAAGGAAAUUCUCUGCUCCAUGGAAUUUACCUCUGGUCCUGCAAGCUGCGACGGAUCUGCCCUUAGAAUCUCUUGAAGAAAUUCCUAUCCCAGUUUUUUCUCAGAAGACCUUAUUGCUACUGGCAUUAGUCUCAGCCAGAAGAAUGGCAGACAUUAGAGCAUUACCAUCUGAAGAACCCUACAGUACUUUUCUCCAUGAUAGAGUAGUUCUACAACCAAGACCAGACCUUCUUCCAAAGGUCAUUACCUCAUAUCAUCUGAAUUAGGAAAUCAUCCUGCCAGGAUAAUUCCAAAAUCCUUUAUCACUUGAAGAGGAAAGAUGUCAUACGUAGUGAUGUCCCGAACGGUUCGCUGAACGGUUCACCACGAACGGUUCGCCACGGACUCAUCAUUGAGUAAACUUUGGCCCUGGACCUCACAGUCAGCAGACACAUUCCAGUCUCCCACCUCCUGGACAGCAUCCAUUUUACAUUCAUUGUGAAGCUGCAUUCUUAGUGAGCUGUCCAGGAGGUGGGAGGGUCUGGGAGGGAGGGUCUGCUGCUGAUUGGCUGGAAUGUGUCUGCUGACUGUGAGGUACAGGGUCAGAGUUUACUCAAUGAUGAGUCCGUGGCGAACCGUUCGCGAACCUUUCGGCGAACCGUUCGGGACAUCACUAGUCAUAAGUUAGACCUGAAAAGGUGUUUAUCCAUGUAAAUUGAGCGUUAAGCAGAUUGGAGAAAAUCCUCUCAACUAUUUGUGAUCCCAUGUGGUUCUUGUAAGGGAGAAGCAGCUUCAGUCCCUACCCUCCCCGUUCCUGGGUGUUUUCUGUUGUUUAUAAGGCAUAUACUGCAAAAGGUUUUUAGCUAUACCUCCAAUGAAAAAACACAUAAUAAAUGUUUUUAUUUGGGGUAUGUCUACUAAACAGUAAUUUAUUUUAUAGUUUUUUGGGGGGGUAGUGGGGGAAGUAGCAUGUUCCUUUAUUGGUUUCAUGCCUCCCAUUGCCACUUGCCUUUAAAUAUAUUUAUAGUUUGUUCUUCAUUGUGCUGCAUAAUACCUGGGGGCUUCCAGUUUGUUCUCCUCUGUUCUGUGAGAUUCUUUUGACUGAUGGAUUGUGGGUAAAUAAGCUUAUGGAACUUUGCUUUAUGCUCUGCCCAUUGCCAAAAUUGUUAAAGAUUACAUCUCCCUGCAGUGGUGUAUUUUGGUUUUGUGCUGCCCUAGGUAUGGCUAAACCUAUUCAACACCCUCCCACCCCCCACCCCCCAAUCUAAAUGUGCCCCACACCUGCCUGCCAAGACCACACUUCCUUCUUUUCAAAACCUACCCCUUCCGCUGCAAACUCCACCACUCAGUCCCAUCUCAUUCUAUUUAGGCUCUACAAUUUCCUCUUUGAGCUCCACCUCUUCGCCUCUGACCUCAAACAGCUUGUGAAAGCAAUAUAUGCCAUCAAACAGGUUACCAAUACCAUCUUCAUCCCAAAACAACUUUACAGUGCAAGCUUUGUUCCCAACCAGCUUAGCAGUGCCAUUUCUAUCCCCAAACAUUGUAUCAGUGACAUAUUUACACCCAAACAACUUGCCACGUCCAUCUAUUUCCACAAACAGUUUGCCAGUGGCAUCUGGUAUACCAUGCCACUAAACUUUAAAUGCAGAAACUUGGUAUAACAUGGCAAUCAACUACAAAAGGUAUAUCCCUGGUAUAUCUUGCCAAUGACCUGUAGUGCGCCUCACUCUGGAGCCGCUGCCUCUUAGAGAGCUCUUGGAUGUCAUCAAUGUUAUUCAAGCUGGAAAAGUAGAGGUGUAAUGUCUAGCUCACAGAAUGCAUCAGUUUGCAGCAGCAAUGUUACUGACACAAAGUGACAGAAAUCUUAAGCAUCCGUCUUUAUCCACCUAUUAUAGCCUCUAAAGCUCACAUCCUAAUGUACUUUAUAUAACCAUCAAAGCUUGCACUCUAAAGUAAUUCAGUUAGCUAAUAAAGCUUACACUCUAAUGUAAUUAAUAUAACCAAUAAAGCUUGCACUCUAAUGUUAUUCAGAUAGCUAAUAAAGCUUACACUUUAAUGUCAUUAAUAUAACCAAUAAAGCUUGCAGUCUAAUGUAAUUCAGAUAGCUAAUAAAGCUUGCACUCUAAUGUAAUUAAUAUAACCAGUAAAGCUUGCACUCUAAUGUAAUUAAUAUAACCGUUAAAGCUUGCACUCUAAAGUAAUUCAGUUAGCUAAUACAACUUGCACUCUAAUGUAUAGAGAGAUCCAUAUAGUCUGGGUGUAUAUAGAGAGACAUAUAGAGUGUGUGUGUGUGUGUGUGUAAAGAUAGGUUAAUUUUACAUAUAUCGAGAGUCAUUUAGUCUGUGUGUAUAAAGAGAGAUCCAUAUAGUCUGUGUGUAGAUAGAGAGAUAUAUAAAGUGUGUGUGUGUGUAAGAUAGGAUCAUUUUACAUAAAGAGAGAUCCUUAUAGUCUGUUUGUAUAAAGAUAGGACCAUUUACAUAUUAGCUAUAAUGUGUGAGUGUGUGUGCGUGUGUGUGUGUGCGUGCUUAUAGACAGCCAUAUAGUGUGUUUGUAUAAAGAGAGAUCCAUAUAGUCUGUAUGUAUAUAGAGAGACAUAUAAAGUGUGUGUGAGUGUAAGAUAGGAUCAUUUUACAUAAAGAGAGAUCCUUAUAGUCUGUUUGUAUAAAGAUAGGAUCAUUUACAUAUUAGCUAUAAUGUGUGAGUGUGUGUGCGUGUGUGUGUGUGCGUGCUUAUAGACAGCCAUAUAGUGUGUUUGUAUAAAGAGAGAUCCAUAUAGUCUGUGUGUAUAUAGAGAGACAUAUAAAGUGUGUGUGAGUGUAAGAUAGGAUCAUUUUACAUAAAGAGAGAUCCUUAUAGUCUGUUUGUAUAAAGAUAGGAUCAUUUACAUAUUAUAUAGAGACAGAAAAAAUAUAUACAGGGCGCCACAAUCACCAGAUAAAUAAACGAAAAAGAUGAAGAUAAUAUUGUUUUAUUUAAUAAUGUGCACCAACAAUGUGCAAAUAGUAUAAAAUAUAUUCACUCCUGACGAAGUCUCAAGGACGAAACGCGUUGAGCAGCAUUGGGGACCCUUCUACUUUGGUAUCAGCAGUUUCUGUUUCACAUGAUUUUUUUGUCUAUGUGACUAGUUGUGGACAUUGUUUAUGUUUACCAGCUUAAAGUGAUGGGAGUUGCACUCUGCACUUUAUAUUAUUGUCUGCACUUUAGCAUUUAGCACUUUUUCAUGUUAUAUAAGAGCUGCUAUACCUAUGGGUCUUUUAGCCUAUUGAGGCUUUUUAUGUGAAUAUAUUUUAUACUAUUUGCACAUUGUUGGUGCACAUUAUUAAAUAAAACAAUAUUAUCUUCAUCUUUUUCGUUUAUUUAUCUGGUGAUUGUGGCGCCCUGUAUAUAUUUUUUCUGUCUCUAUUGGAUGUUUUAAGGUUUGAGUGACCUUUUACAGUGGCUUGCCUGCAUACAGAUAUCACUACACUUCACCCAACCCUGUAUUUGUUCAUUUACAUAUUAGCUAUAAUGUGUGUGUGUAUAGACAGCCAUAUAGUGUGCGUGUGUGUGUGUGCGCGCGCUCGUAUAGACAGCCAUAUAGUGUGUGUGUGUUGCCAGGCAAUACCUUCAAAGCAAAGAAACAUCCAGGAGGUGAGACUACUGCAUGGUCUAUUAGGGGGCGUAUCAGCUAUCAAGUUGAUGUCGGAGAGAAGCUGGAAGGCUCCAUUAGUUGGAGAUCUGGAGUGGUGUGCAGCAGUUACUGAACUGCUUUUCAUGCUGGCUUUUGCUUUCUAGGAGAGAGACUCCUCAUCCUGCUGCAGUUUCUCUCUGUCUCAGCCUCUUCCACAAUUCAAGCUUUCAUUGACAACAAAUAUAAAGGUCACGAGACCGAGGAUGGCAGCUUGUCAUCCCCCAUUUCCGUUUUUUGCUGCCCCCUGGAAAGUGCUGCCCAUGGCAAGUGCCUUGUUUGCCUUGCUGAAAAUACAUCACUGCCCCAUAAGAAAAAGCAGUCCAUAUGUAUAACUAAAAAACUAAGGUGAACUUUAAAAAAAGUAAAACCAAAGAUAAAUAGCACAAAAAAAAGGAUUACAAUAAAAGUAAAACCUGCGACAGAGCCACUAACCCCUUCCCGACCUCUGAUGUGCAGGGUACAUCCGACAAAAAAAACACAGUUAACGACUGCGGACCUACCCUGCACGUUCAUGGCUACAAUGACCCGGGUACUCACCUGGACUGGUGGUCCGCUGUGACCCUGGUCCAGGGGGACUGCCCGAGAUCUCAGCAGUCCCCUUGCGGCAGACCUGGCCUCUCGGGUCCUCCAGGGGCCAUGUGAUCACCAUGAUCACAUGGCUGCAAUGGAAGUCUAUGGAGCUGCCAGAAGGGGGACUAUCUGAGCAAUCAGGCAGUCCCUCAGCCACGAAAAAUUUAAAAAAAUAAAAAAAUAAAUAUAUUAUACAUAUGUCAUAUAUGUAUAAUAUAUUAUAAAAUAGUUAAAUAAUUUUAUAAUAUAUUAUACAUAUAAAAUGCAUAUAUAUGAUUGCAUCAUAAGUGUACUUUGAGAUAAAUACACAAAUAUCUCAAAAUGCACUUAUAAUGUAAUCAUGUAUAUGCAUUAUAUAUGUAUAAUAUAUUAUCAAAUGCUUUAAUUAUUUUAUAAUAUAUUAUACAUAUAUAGGAAAUAAAAAACGUGUGUGUGUAUGUAUAUAUCUAUAUGUACAUACACACACAAGUAUUAUAUACACACGUAUUACAUAUGUAUAUGUGUAUAUAUAUGUAUGUAUAUAUACACAUACACACACACGUAUUAUAUACACACGUAAUAUAUAUAUGUAUAUACACAUGUAUAUAUAUAUAUAUAUAUAUAAAUAUAUAUACACACAUACACACACGUAUUAUAUGUGUAUAUAUAUAUAUAUAUAUGUAUAUAUAUAUAGUAUGAAAUAGAAAUAGCGUUCAGUUUAUUUUUUUUACAUUUUUCACACACAACAAAUAUGAACGUUAACUUUGGCCAGUGUUUGUGACUAAGUGGCUUCUAAAAAUAACUGGACAUACCCCAUUUGUAAUACCUUGGGUUGUCUACUUUUGCAAAUGGUAUGCCGUUAUGGGGGUAAUUUUCAUUCCUGGGCUACCAUUUGGUCUCAAAGGCAACAUAACCAGGCAAAUUUCAAUGUGCAAAAAAAACCAAGAAAUUGAUGCCACUAGUCUCAGUGCAUAAAAGCUCCGAGAUUAGCUGCAUCCCCUGGAUAUAUAUGUAGUAAUAUAGUUAUUACUGUAUAUUGGCAUAAAAAAUGUAUAAUUAAAGUAAUUCAAUAGGGAGUUUAGAAUAUGUGUGCUCCUGGCACAAGUAGCUAAUUUUGUUUUCCAAUUUACAUCAGGAAGAUUAAAGUCACCCAUGAUGAUAACUUCCCCCUUCAUUGUCAUUUUAGCUAUUUCCUCAACUAGUAGAUUAUCUAACUCUUCAAUUUGUCCUGGGGGCCUAUAAAUCACACCUACACGAGUUACUGUGUGAUUACCAAAUUCUAACGUAGCCCAAACGGACUCUAUGUUUGCCUCACUAACUUUUAUUAGGCUAGAUUUUAUGCUAUCCUUCACAUACAAGGCCACCCCUCCCCCUUUCUUGCCUUCCCUAUCUUUCCUAUAUAAAGAGUACCCUGGUAUUGCUAUGUCCCAGUCAUUUUUCUCGUUGUACCAUGUCUCAGUAACAGCGACUAAAUCUACACUAUCAGUUGCCAUUAUUGCCACAAGUUCAUGGAUCUUAUUCCCUAAACUGCGAGCAUUUGUAGACAAUGGGUUAAGCCCAUUGAGACCCUUGGAGUCUCUCUGCGGUACUUAAGAUAUUGGGUUAGACCUGUCACUAUCCCAUCUUUUGGGUUAAGUGUAUGGGUAUAUACCUAUAUUCUUAUUUUCGUUCUUAAAUUUCAAUGUGCACAAACUGAAAAAUGUAAUGUGCUAUAUUUUACCCUGUAACUUUCCAAAACACCAUAAAACCUGUAAAUUGGGGGUACUGUUUUACUCAUGAGACAUCACUGAAUACAAAUAUAUGUAUUAGUAACGGCAGUAACAGCUAACAGUAUUGUGACAUUCACAGUUAAAAUGCCAUGCAAAACGAAUUUUUUUUUACAUUUCAGAAUUUCUCAAUUCUUUUAUAUUUUAUUCAUACUAAAUUAGGUUUAAUAUACAAAUAUUUGAUGUGACAUGAAAGCCCCGUUUCUCCUGAACAAAAUUAUAUAUGAUAAGUGUGGGUGCACAUAAUAUGAAAGAGGUGAAUUACCCCUGAACAGACAUAUAGCGCAAAUUCAAGGUUUUGUUUUGAUCACAACUUGUACAACUGCCUCAGCCCUUAAGGGGUUAAAGGGACACUUUAAGCACCAGAACCAUUACAGCUUAAUGUAAUGACUCUGGUACAAAGAGAAGGUUCCUGCAGACUCAGCAUUGCAAUCGAAUGUGUUUACGUUUGCUCCUAUGGCCACCUCUAUUAACUGUCAUUGUCUAGUGAAUACAACUAGAGGCCUUUACUAGUGUGGUCCGCCAAUCUUUGCAGGACCGAUGUUCAGUGUCUUUAAGCUAUGCAUUAAGACCCAGAAUGAUCCAAAUAGAGAUGCAUUUAGCCAAUAGCUCUUCUUUAUACUGUAUGUCCUCUAAGGCAGUAGUUUUCAAACAAGUCCUCAAGGCAUGCCAGGAUUCAGGGAUUGCCUAGUUGUGUUUAAGGUGUUUUUAGAAAGAAAGACAAAAACACAUUGGCACAACUGGGUAAACCCUAAAUAGUGGACUGGUAGGUGUACCUUGAGAAUUGGUUUGGAAACCACUUUUCUAAGGACUUCAGUGCAUAGGCCAGUUUAUUAAAUUUUUACAAAUUUUCUUGACUUUUUUCCACCAGGGUAAUAUUUUGUUUUGUUUUGAUCCAUCUCUCCCUACCCCUAUUGUUUUCCUUUUAGAUCAAAACUAUGAAUGUGAAAUUUGUGCUUUGCUGGUUUUGUACUGGUCUCCUCUUAAAGAUCUCAGAAACACGUAUGUAGAAGAAUGUUUUUCUUACAUUUUCUUUUAAUGAAAGAGUAAAUAUAAUUUCUAAGCAAUGUUUUAAGGAAUUAAUAAAGUAAAUAGAUUUAAAGGUUUAAAGCGCUUUAGGUUUACCCCUCUUUAGCUAAUUUCUAAUUUUAAAAUGAGGAAGAACUUAAUUUAGUAGUAGAAAAGACAUGACAAUUACAUUAUCUUUAAUGGAAAUAAUAAAAUAAAGCUAAAAUAAUUUACCAAACCCCACUUUAACCCCUUAAGGACACAUGACAUGUGUGACAUGUCAUGAUUCCCUUUUAUUCCAGAAGUUUGGUCCUUAAGGGCAAUGAGAGAAUAGGUUAUUGCUUCAUACAACACCCAUUAUUGUGCCUAAGUGAGGUGUUUCGUAAAUGAGUGCGCUGGAUCUUGUAUGUUGUAUGAAUUGGCCCCAGCAGCACCCUUAUAGGUAUGCAUGUUCAGGUAAGUGAGCCCUCUUAGGUUUCAGUUAUAUAUUCAUGGGGCGGGGGAGGGGGGGAAGAGCACACCCUCUUGGAAUUCUAUGGUUCUACAUGUCAGGACAUAACAAUCAUCUGUUCCUUAGCAGGUCAUAAAAACAGGUAAACAACAAUUAAUUAAUUGCUCAUCAGCAAGUGUGACCACCUCUAUAAAGGCCGAGGUUUUAGCAGUGUGCUGGUCUGGAGUAUUCAGGUGUAUUUUAACACCAUGCCAAGAAGGAAAGACUCAGGUUUUAGAGAAGCAAUUGUUGCUGCCCAUCAAAAUUGCAUGGAUUGUAAGGCCAUUUCCAAACUAUUAAAGUUCAUCAUUCUACAGUGAGAAAUAUUUUUCAAAUGUAGAAAACAUACAAGAUAGUUGCCACUCUUACCAGGAGUGGAUGUUCUUGCCAAUUCACCCCAAGGUCAAACCGUGCAAUGCUCAGAGAAAUUGCAAAACUACAUCUUAAAUUAAAUUUAGGUUUGAUGACAGUACAAUUCAUAACACAAUGAACACGUAUGGUUUGUUUAACCCCUUAAGGACACAUGACAUGUGUGACAUGUCAUGAUUCCCUUUUAUUCCAGAAGUUUAGUCCUUAAGGGGUUAAAAGGGUUGCCAGAAGAAAGCCUCCUCACACGGCAGCAUGUCUAAGGUCUGCAAAGUUGCACAAGUAAACCAGAAAAAUGAAAUAAUAAACUGGUAUCAAAUAUAACAAAAUAAACUGGCAGAAUAAGUACACAAUAAGUAAAAGUCCACGAUAGACUGGAAAAAGUCUAUGGGGUAGGGACGUCCAAAGUGAAACCUAUCUAUUGAUAGUAGGAGUAUUCCUCGAUGUGACAUAGGUGAAUCCUUGAAGUUCAUAUGAAAUAGAUAAAAGAUAACAACUAAUGGUGCAGUUUGUCCCAAGUAGGGGCUGGAUACAGUAUAGAAGAUCUAUAUGGUCCUACUACUGUUUAAUAGAGCUAUCUACUUAGCUCUAGUGUGGAUGGUGUACAGUGGUACAAUCCCCACUUAUAGGAUAUGUGAAGUGUUUGUAGUCUUGCUUGAUGUAGGGACCAUAUGAAAAUAUAAAUAACAGUAAUAGUGCUUACAGUAUAUAAACCAGAGGUGUAAUUAUAAAAUACUAAGUGGUUACUCACAUUUCGUUGAGCAGGCUGACUGCUCAAUGAACACAGCUUGAGUGGUAUGAUCUCCACCUAGGAUUAUAAUAUCCUCGCUGGAAAAUUAAAAGGAUCUGGUACCAGGUAAAAAGGAUGGUAAUAAUAAAAAUAAAAAUAAUAAUAUGAUAAAAAAGUAAAAUGGCUAACUCGCCAGACAGAAAGUGGCCAAAAUACCUUAUAAAUAUUGUUAUAUUAAAAUACCACAAAGCGUUUCGCCCUUAGGGUUUUUCGAGUGGAGAUCAGAAAGUAUAACCUGGCAGACAGUAGUAUAUGCAAUUGUUUAAAAAAGGCAACAAAAUGAUGUAAUUAAUAUUUAUAACAUACAAAAAAGUUUAGAAAUUACAUACAAAAGUGUUUAAGUACACAUAGAGGUUAUAUAUCACAAUAUUGUUUAAAAACUAGGCUUGUUUAUAGAUAUAAUGAAAGAAAAUAUAAACAAAUUGUGGUUACGUGGUCAGCGCCCAUAUUUAAUUACGGGCUGCUCCACGUGAUCUAUCGCAAUGGCUUUUGGGACUUGUAGUAGUUACUUUCGCGUCCUUAUGACGUGUGGCAAAAUGGGAAAGUUGGAGACACGUCCCCACUGAUGCGACCCAUCCCUCAGCAGGUGAUAGUAAUGGGCAUGUCUUAGUAACGUCCAGGGGUUGGUCGUGAAUUUAUGACGUGGCAUAAUAAAAAAAAUGGCAAAAUAAAAUCCAACUAAUGGGAAAAAAAAAACAGCAAAAAAGAAACAAGGGAAAAAUUAAAAAUGCUAUACAAUAAAAUUAGUCCUUUUUGCCCCACAAGAGCUCACUGCAGACUAAGCUCUCACAUUGCGGAAAGCCAUAUUUCUGCUAUUACAUCACAUGGUAAAAUUUCUCAAGCUAUGUAAAAUCAGGAAGAGUUCUCUGAUUGGUUUGCUAGUAAACCAACUAAUCAGAGUGCUCUGACCGCCAAGUUUUGAGUUAAAAAAGAAAUGGCAGCCUAUUCACCAGUUUUAGUAGAAAAGUUUAGUAGACAUAUCUCCACCUGCCCUAUGACCUCCAUAGGGUUUUUAACUGCUACCGCUGCCAGUGGCAAAUAGUUAAUUUUUUUUUUUUUAAUCCGUGACUGGAUUUAAAACAUUUGGUCCAGAUUUCAGCUGCCCGGUGGAAAUUCUUGCUUUAUUGAAACAAAUGCAUAUUAGUCCAUAUAAGAUGAAUUUGAUAUGUCCAGGAAUAAUUCUUACUUUUCUUUUUUUCAUGUACAGACUGCACGACUGUGUUUCCCAGGAUCACAGAGCCAUAUAAUAAUAGCUGUCUAAAAGUGAAGCCAUGUAAGCGUUACAACUGACUUUUCUAUUAUUAUUAUUUUUAUUUGAUUGUAUCUGAUUUGUGUAUUAGGUAAUCACACAGUGCCCACCGUAUUUGUCACUUAAGUGUUUUAUGCAACAAUAAUUAUAUGUUAUUACUAGCAAGAUAAACAAGAAAUGUGCUGCUCUAAAUCACUAGUGGCAAGAUUAUAAAUUAAAAAUAUAUGUCCAAAAGUAUUCUGGAUUUAUGAUAUUAUAUAGUAUAUUUACAAAUGUUCCAAUGUGUAUGUAUCUACAAUAUGUUCCAAUAAGAACAUAUCUACAGUAGAAAUAGUAAUGCAUUCAAAUCUGUUAAAAUAAUUUGUUUAAUGCUUAUUAUAUAAAAAUAAAGUUGAUGGGGUCAAAAAUAAUUAUUUAAAAAACUGAGAAAGAAAAGAGUUGCUUCACACUGGGACUCAGCGAAAUAUAAAAUGGAAUGUGAGCGCUCCUGAGUUAAAGGUAAUUAAUAGAAUCAGUACAAAAUGUGCAUUUUAAUAAAACAAAAUAUAUAAAAAACACAAGCUGCUCCAAAUAAUAAAAAAAAAAACAUAAUAUGCAACACGGAUAAAAAAUAUGGGUGGUAGUUGUUUUAACGACAUUGCUGCCUCGAGUGUUGCUAUAUUUUUUUUUAUCAGUGUUGCAUAUUAUGUUUUUAAAAAUCUUUUGGAGCAGCUUGUGUUUUUUAUAUAUUUUGUUUUAUUAAAAUGCACAUUUUGUACGGAUUGUACUGAUGCUUAUUAUACCAGAAUGGCACUGCAUUUAAAAAAAAAAAAAAAAAAAAUUGUAUUAUAGAUAUGUUUAAAUUAGAAAUUGUUAGAAAUGUAAGCAUUUUUUGAUUUAUAAUUCUGCCACUAUUUUAUUUAUUAUUUAGUCCUAUAGACUGUAAGCUCAUUUGAGCAGGGCCCUCUUUAACCUAUCAUUCCUUUAAGUUUUCUUGUAAUUGUCCUACUUAUAGUUAAAUGUCCCCUCUCAUAAUAUUAUAAAGCGCUACGCAAUAUGUUGGCGCUAUAUAAAUUGCAAUAAUAAUAAUAAUAAUAGUACAGUGCAUUUAUUUAAUUUUCUUGAUAUUAUUAUUAGUCUUGUCCAGGGUGAAAAAAGCUGAAUUUAUCUUUUAUGAUGGCACAAUUUUGUUUAAUUUUGCAAAAUUUUAGUACAGAAAGAAAUUCAAGGAAACUAUUUGGCAGCCAAAAAACAGGAAGCAUUUCGAGUAUGUCUUUGUUGACACAUUCAAAUUGUUACAAUACUACAUGGCCUAGUGGCUACACAAUAUCAGGCAUUUUUGCGUUGCCAAUUCCGAGUUGCCAAAAUUAGAUUAUUAUAUAUCUAGAUUUAAAAAAAAUGGAAUAAAAUCGGGAGCAGGAGUAAUUUCAAUAAAAAAAGGGAAAGCAGCAACAUAAGCAGCAGCAGCAUGAGUACUGUAAUAUAAUUUUUAUUUUACAUUUUUUUUUGGUGGGUGAACAACGGGAUGACAUGUCCAAACUGGCAUUAUUGUGGCGUAAAGUUACUGUCACAAAAUGGCAUAAGAACUUGCCAUUUAUUACCCAAUUAGCUACCCAAUUAUUGUCUAAUCCUCCAAUAGAGUGGGGAUUCAAUGCCAAUGGAGUGGUUGGAAGAUAGAUUAAGGAUUGCUCUCUGCUGUUUCAAAAUUAUUUUCAUCAUAUCUAAAGUGGAGUUCCAACAUGUGCUACCAUGGACAGUGUGUAGGAAUCCCUUUUUUCUCCUGUUCCUACUUCAAGGUUUGGCUAGUUCUUACUCUAUGGUGGAAAUGCAUGGCAACCCUCCUGCAAUGCUCAAGCCUGUUUGCAGUAAGCUUGGACCAACCCCUUACCAUUACCACCAUAUUCAGGCAGCAUGGUCUGCCACCAGCGUGUAAUCAAGGAAAGAAAAGUGUGCUUGCCGGUAAUAGCACUCCAUAUAGCUGGGCAAUUAGACAGGUGAUACUGUUAGCCUGCUGUUUUCACAUGGCCCUGGAAUAGAACCCAUCUAAAUGUUCAAGAGUGGACUAGUGGAUACUUUCCUGCGAUGAUGAGGAGUCCAACUGUUCCUCUCCAACCUGCCUUAGUCGAUGACACCCCCUGCUCUGCGUAAGGGUGGCAGUAGUAGAGGAGGCAAUCCUGCUGCUAAACCCCCCACCCCCUUCUAUUAAAUGCAUAUCAUUGUAGUGGUUACACCCUGGCUAAUUUUCUUUGUUGGAUUUGUGAUUUACUACUACUGUAACAUUAUUGUGUUUGACUACAGUGCACACUCUAUGCAGGUGCACAGUUAAAGGGGUACAAAAAGACUUUGCAAACUUACUCAAUGUUGCUGUACCCUGCAACAGUCUUAAUACCACACUUGUUCAGUUAACAGCAGCCAAACAUUGCAUGUAAUAGUGAGGGGAAAGGCUUGAAAUUUUCAAAGCAAUAAUAGUGGCACUGAAGCAUGGCAAAUCAAACAAUUCAAUUCUUACUAGAAUUAAAAUAAAAAAUAAAUAAAUAUCACAAAUCAGUAAAACAAUUUAAAGUUAGUGAAGCAAACUGGGUAUAAGUAGCUCUGGCAAUAAGUAAGAAUGUUAUCAUUUUUUAAUUCCCCAGAUGCUGAAUGGUCAAAUUAUUCCUGUCCAACCUGCCUCUGUCGAAUACUAGCAUUAUCCUUACUUUUCCCCCUUGCUUUGUCUAUGGGUAACAUCCACAUGAAUCCCAGGACUCAAUGUUUCCCAACAAAACAUUGCCCAAAGCAUAACACUGCCUCCUCUGGCCUGACUUCUUCACUCAGUGCAUCCUGUUACAAUCCCUUUCCCAGGUAAAUGGUGCAUAUGCACCAGGCCAACCACCUGAUCUAAAACCUUCUUCUAUUGCUCCAUGGUCCAGUUUUUGUGCACAUGUCCCCACUGAAGGGACUUUCAGUGGUGGACAGGGGUCAUCAUGGCACUCUGACCUAAUACGCAGCCCCAUACACAGCAAAAUGCUAUGCACUGUAUGUUUUGACACCUUUCUAUAAUGGACAGCAUUAGAUUUUUUGGCAAAUUGAGCUAAAGUAUCUCUUCAGUGUGUUUGGGCCAGAUGGGCUAGCUUUUGCUCCCUACUUCAAUAAGCUUUGGGUACCCAUGAUCUCAUGCUGGUUCACCUAUUGUCCUUCCUUGCACCACUUUUGGAAGGUACCGACCACUGCAUACCAGAAAAAACUCACAAGACUUUCCGUUGUGGAGAUGCUCUGAUACAGUCAUCUAGCCAUAACUUGUCAAAAUCAAUCAAUCAGAUUUUUUUUCGUUUGCCCAUAUUUCCUUCUUCCAACACAUUACAUUUAGGAACUGACUGUUCACUGGCUGCCCAAAAUAUCCCACCCUUUGACCAUUGUAACUAUAAAAUCAACGUUUUUCACUCCACCUCAAUGAUUUUAAUGUUGUACCUGAUCAAUUUUCCUUUUGUUGUUGUUAACAGACAGACUUAGGUUUUCACAAUUUUGAUUAGAUAUACAUUUUUGGAUUUAUGGUAAAAUCUAUGUAUAUGUUCUAAACAUACGUUUUCAUUUAGGUACCUUGUUGUUGUCUUAAGCAGAAAAUUAUAUGUUGUUUAUUUGACUUCUCAUACCUGUUUUCUUUUAACUUAAAAUGCACAUAAAACAUUUAAAUUUACCUUUUAAACAGAUUCAAAAAUUGACCUUUAUUGCAAAGCUGUAUUAGACGACAACUCUACUGUUCCUCAAACUGCCAUUAUCUUUUGGGUGAUUAAUGGAAAAUUCACAGAAGAAUGUGACAAUGUGUAUGAAGAUAAGCCAGUGUAAGAAUGCUUUUCCUCAUGAUCUUUUAAACUGAACUCUACAUGUUUUAAUGCAAAAUGUCAAGAUUCAUCUAUGUUACCCUUUACUCACUGUUAUACAGUGGGUUCUUUAAUAGAAUGUUGAUUUCUCUAAUUCAUAAAGGAACUCUCCAAACACCUAAAGCACUUAUGUUUGCUUAAGUGCUUUGUGUGUGACAAGUAAUGUGUGAAGAGUGUGUCCUCUCAGAUUUCAAUAGAAAUUUGUGCUUUUUUUUAACUAAACUGUAACACCACCCUCAUUGUCUAUUAGACAAUUGUUCCUGUUACUUCCUUUUAGAUUAGCUCAACUGAGCUAAACUCAAGAGACAGGUAAUUGCCUAGAGCACCUGCCAUGCAAAGACUUCUGAAUGAGCUCCUUUGGGGAGUCUGUGAUUGCCACAAAAAGUCUGGUCUGGGUAAGAAGUAGAUCGCUUACAAAGGCUGCAGAUAACAGACCUGCAGCUUUUGCAAGCUGUUUUUACAUAUAUCUCCAAUAUAGAAUGUAUUAAUAAAUGUAUGCAUGUUUCCAUUGAGGGCAUAUCUACUAAAUAGUGAUUUUAAAAACAUUUGGGCAGUGCAGUGUCCCUUUAAUUAAACUUUCCACUAUAUAACCAAUGCCAGCUUCAAAUAAUUUAAUGGUUGCACUGAAUUUAAAUACAGAGGUUGGAGUUUAAUUCAAAAAUACCUUUGUAAAUCAGUUAGGGAAUAGAGGACUUUUACAAAGUGGACAGCUUGGGGAAAUUACUACUCCUAAAGCUUAUCUUUUCAUAUUCUAAAAUAUAGCUAGUUCUCUCCACAAAAUAAUUUUUUCCUGCAUAAUUUUUAGUUGGCAAAUGUAUAUCUAGAAACACUGCCGAUAAUUAAAAAAAAUAAAAAAAUAAAGGGCUCUGUCACCCCUCAAAGAAAAUCUGAGCAAUUUAUAGAGAUAACACAAAAUAAAUCAUUCAAAUUCUAACACAGUCAACAGAUAUCAUAGGGACUACUUUGUCCUAUUUAUUUUUCCCACUUGAAAAAAUUUGAUAAAAGCUAUCCCCAGUGAUGGCCGUGGGAAAAUUGUAUCUUCUCAAGGCUCCUGCGAACCUCAAUAGACAUCAGUGUUGUACAGUUGUGUAUGUGUGAAAGCACAGCACUGACAUAGGAUCCUGGUGGAUUACCUCCCAUGCACCCCGGGACACUGUACACCAAUCUACAACGUCACCAUUGAGGUUCUUUGCAAAAUCUCUGCUUUAAAGGGGAGUCAUUGCUUCCCAUGAUUCUUAAUAUUGGGUUUAUGUAUCCCUGAAAUGUAUUUGUAAGGUCUGAAACAUAAAAUAUAGAACUCCACACAACUGUAUUUAACUGUAUCCUGGAACUGAGGACCUUCCUCUUGGCUCCCUGUCAAUCAUCGCUAUAGCCCAUUGUUGUCAUUAAUCUUAGUAAAUGGAGAAGAAACAAAAACAAUGUUUCUGUUACUCUUCCUCUAAUGCACUGUGUACCAUUGCUGUGUUAGGACUGAUCUGGAUUGUGAUGUAAUUUGCUCAAUCUUUAGAAUAAAUGUUAAAGGAUACAGAGUACCCCAUCUAAAAAGGUUUACUCGAGUUAUAGGUGACUCAAUGUUUUAUUCAAUGUUGUAAUUUUCACAGGUGGCGCGAUUUAUUUCACAGUUUGGACGAUUUAAUGGCUUUAAUUUUCUUUCUUAUAAUCUUUUAACAGUGUAAUAAUGAAAGGAGAAGUGAGCUCUAUUCUUCACAUUCUUAAAGUGGUUCCGGAAUUUUAUAACAUUCCAUUCACAUGUAUGAUAGAGAGCACAAGUGGAACGGAUAAGUCAUCUAUAUUUUUGAAAAAAAUGGACUGUUCAGGUUUGUUCUUAAAUGCAAUAUUAAUGUAAACAAACUUUUGUAACUCUCUAGUAUCUAGGAUAUAUGGAGACUGCAUAAGGGUGACAGUAAUAGAGGAGGCAAUCCUGCUGCUAUUGCUCGCCCCUUUUAUUAAAUUCAUGUCAUUGGUUACACCCUAACUUUCUUUGUUGGAGAAUUAGUUCCCGCUUUGUGAUUUACUACUACUGUAACAUUAUUAUGUUUGACUACAGUGCACACUCUAUGCAUUGCACAGUUAAAGGGGUAAAAAAAAGACUUUGCAAACAGAUUCCUCAAUAUUGCUGUACCCUGAAAUAGACACUGUAAGCAUCAUAACAGCUUAUUUUAAUGGUUAUAGAACCAGGCAUUCAUUUGUUUAAAAAGUAUAUUUUAAACACAGACACCAUUAACAUUCCCUAUGAUGUAAUAUGGGAAUCCAGCAUGUAUACACUCACUGCCUGUCCAUGCUAAGCAAGCUAACCUUCUGAAACUGUGCUGUGAGCAAGCAAACAAAUGCAUCAAUAUUCCUUUAACGGUGAGGGUGCGCUAUUUCAAGUGGGGGUGCACGGGAUGCAGUGCACUUCUGUAUGAAACUCCUUUGAUUUCAAAUUACAUUCAUAUUUAGCACUGGAAAGUUCUACACUCUGAUUGGGUUACCUAAUCGAGUCCAGAUGCUUGUCCUUCACGUGAAACUGGGCGUUGCUGUUGUUCAGUCAUGGGCAAAAGCAAAACCCAAGAUCAUAACACAUAGGAAGAAACUAAACACUCUUGCAAGAAGACCAAGGAAGUUAAUAUUGUAUUUUUCAAGCCACCUGAAAAAAAUAAAAGGGUUUUGUGAACAUACUGGACAUUAGUAUAAUAUUUGAAAUCAGUAGUGUUUCACAAAGAUAUUGAAUGAGGACCAAGUCACUGUUCUGUGUAUACUGUAUGCUUCCUGGUAGUUUAGCAAUAUGAACCUAAAUUCAAGAUGCAGUCAACUGCCCAGAGCACCGCCAUGCAAAGAGUUCUUAUUGGGAGUUGCAUUGGGAAGUCUGGGCUUGGGAAUAAGGGCAGAGAUUGUAAAAACUACACACAAUAGAUCUGCAGAUUUUGCAAGCUGUUUUUAGAAAUACAUUUAAAGGACCACUAUAGGCACACAGACCACUUCAGCUUAAUUAUUAUUAUUAUUAUUAUUUUAUUAUUUAUAUAGCGCCAACAAAUUCCGUAGCGCUGUACAAUGGGUGGACUAACAGACACAUAAUUGAGAUCAGGCCACUGACGUACAGGAACAGAGGGGGUUGAGGGCCCUGCUCGAUGAGCUUACAUGCUAGAGGGAGUGGGGUAUAGUGACACAAAGGGUUAAAGUAGGGGAAUUAAAUAGUUUGUUACAGAAGGGUUUAUUGAGUGCUUGGUAGGUCAUUUUUGACAGGUGCAGGAACGGAGUCAUGGGGUGGGGGAUGAGAAACCUGCUGACAGUUUAAUUGAUACGCUUUAAUGAAGAAGUGAGUUUUCAAAGAUUUUUUGAAGGAAUGGAGGCUGGGUGAAAGUCUGAUUGAGGAGGGAAGGGAGUUCCACAGAAUAGGUGCAGCCCUGGAGAAGUCUUGAAGGCGAGCAUCAGAGGUGGGGAUCCGGGCAGAGGAAAGGAGUCUCGACGGGACAUACUUGUGUAUGAGCGCAGGGGUCUGAGCGCAGGGGUCUCGACGGGACAUACUUGUGUAUGAGGGAGGAUAGGUAUGUUGGAGCAGCAUUAUGUAGGGAUUUGUAAGCAAGCGCCAGAAUUUGGAAUUGGGCCCUAUAUCUAACUGGAAGCCAAUGCAGGGACUGACAGAGCGUGGAGGCGUGGGAGGUGCGACAGGAAAAUAAGCCUCGCAGCCGUAAUCAUUAUAGAUUGCAGCGGUGCAAGCUGGGAACAUGUAAGACCGGUGAGAAGGGGAUUGCAAUAGUCAAGGCGAGAGAGAACAACAGCACUUAAUGAAGUGGUCUGGGUGCCAGGUCCAGCUAGCUUUUUUUUAUAAACAUAGCAGUUUCAGAGAAACUGCUAUGUUUAUAAAUGGGUUAAUCAAGCCUCCAUUGGCUGUCUCUUGACAGCCGCUAGAGGCGCUUGCGUGCUUUUCACUGUGAUUUUCACAGUGUGAAAAUGCCAGCGUCCUAGGAAAGCAUUGUGAAGAGGAGGUGAGGAGAGGAGGAAGAGAGCUUCCCGCCAGGCACUGGAGAAAGAGGUAAGUUUAACCCCUUCCUCUCCCCAGAGCCCGGCGGGAGGGGGUCCCCGAGGGUGGGGGCACCCUCAGGGCACUAUAGUGCCAGGAAAACGAGUAUGUUUUCCUGGCAUUAUAGUGGUCCUUUAAGGAAAAAAAUGUACAAUUAAAUGCAUGCGUGUUUUCAUAGAAGGUAAAUCUAAUCAAAGAAAAAAAAAAGCGUCAUACCCAAGGAAGUGUAGCGUUACUUACCUUAACCGGGGGCCGGUUGCGGUCCUCUCUUCAAGCCGCGCGCGGUCCUGCGGCUGCACGAGCCGCGCGCGGCUCAUCCGACUGCUUUAGAUGGAAGGCGGGCAGUGACCGCGUGAAGCCCAGGCUCUCCAGACGCUCCUAGCUAGAACCGUUCCAGCAACCACACCUAACCCUCCUACGCCCCUUCUCCCUGAAGUAUCUACUUUGCCUAAUACUUCGGCCCAUUUAACACCUCCUCCUAGGUAUGGAGGGGACUCUAAGACUUGCAGAGGGUUUAUUAAUCAAAUUGAAUUCCACUUCGAAAUGUAUCCACGUUCAUUUCCCACAGAGAGGUCUAAGGUUGGGUUCUUUAUGCACCAACUUACCGAUAAGGCACUUGAGUGGGCAAAUCCUAUUUGGGAAGCUAAUGGACCUAUGGUACAUGAUUUCAACAGUUUUCUUACGGCUUUUCGUAGAACUUUUGACACAAUGAAAAGGUCAAAGAAUGCCGCGAGAGCAUUAAUGAGAAUUAAACAGGGUUCUAGGUCUGUGGCUGAUUAUGCUAUUCAGUUUCGCACUCUUGCUUCGCAGGUAGAUUGGACCAACAAUGGGUUAACUACUGCCUUCAUGGAAGGUUUGUCAGAUACGAUAUUGGAUGAGGUAGCAGCUAAGGAGCUUCCUAUUGCCUUAGAGGACCUUAUUGAUUACCUCAUUGAUAUAGAUAAUAGAAUUCGUGACAGGCUCUAUACCAAGAACAGGAAUAGACGUUUUGUUACACCCAUUAACCCCAGAGUUAAUAUACCAGAGAGUGUUAAAGUGUCUGAGGAGGAACCUAUGCAAUUAGGGGUUGCCAAACUCUCUGAUACUGAGAAAUUACAUAGGAGAAGGGAGGGACUCUGCCUAUACUGUGGUAGGAGAGACCAUAUGGUAAAGGAAUGUCCUUUACUCCCGGAAAACUCUCGCACCUAAGACCUUAUAGGGGACUGGCCUUGGGUGUGAUAUCUAAGUCUCCUAAAUUGCCUCCUAACCGCUUGCUUCUCCCGGUUUCUUUAUAUAUGGGAGAGAUUUGUAUAGUUGACAACAUAUAUGCUCUGGUUGACUCUGGGGCAGCUGAAAAUUUUAUAGACUCUGGCUUUAUAAAGAGAAACAACAUUCCCAUCAGAGAGAAGGAGAUACCCUUGGCCGUUGAGGCCAUAGAUGGUAGACCAUUAAGUUCUCCAGUUGUUACUCAUGAGACUGUACCAUUACACAUGUACACAGGGGUUUUACACUAUGAAACCAUUCGAUUCCAGGUCAUCACCUCUCCCUCUUCACAGUUAGUAUUAGGGUAUCCAUGGUUACGUGCUCACAAUCCCAUUUUUGACUGGGAGACAGGGCAAAUAAAAUCAUGGAGUGAGGCCUGCCACGAGUCUUGUACGUUUGAAGUCACACCUUUGAAUUCUAUUAAGGUACCUACCAGUCCUCCUUUGUCUACGGCUAUACCCCCUCGGUAUUUAUCUCUAAAGUCUGUUUUCGAUAAAAGGGAGGCUGAGAAAUUACCGCCUCACAGACCCUAUGAUUGUGCUAUUGACUUGUUGCCUGGCACUAUACCUCCAAAGGGCAGGGUGUACCCCUUAUCGGUUCAAGAAAACCGUGUCAUGGAGGAGUAUAUUAAGGAAUCACUAGAAAAGGGGUUUAUUAGGAGAUCCUCUUCUCCAGCUGGAGCAGGGUUCUUCUUUGUAUCGAAGAAAGAAGGUGAUUUAAGACCGUGUAUAGAUUAUAGAGGUCUAAACAAAAUCACUAUCAAAAAUGCAUACCCUAUACCUUUAAUUACAGAAUUAUUUGACAGGCUGAAACAUGCCACUGUGUUCACUAAAUUAGACCUUAGGAGUGCAUACAAUUUGAUACGUAUAAAGGAAAAUCACGAAUGGAAGACUGCAUUCAACACUAGAUCCGGUCAUUACGAAUAUACUGUUAUGCCAUUUGGGCUUUGCAAUGCCCCAGCAGUAUUCCAAGAAUUUAUUAAUGAUGUCUUAAGAGAUUUUAUUCACACAUUUGUUAUCGUAUACUUGGACGACAUUUUAAUAUAUUCUACAGACAUACACACUCAUCACAGACAUGUUACGACAGUUUUGAAGACCCUUCUUGCUAAUGGUCUUUAUUGCAAGCUAGAAAAAUGUCUGUUUGACCAAACCGAAGUCCAGUUCUUGGGGUAUUUGAUUUCCGCUAAAGGUUUUCGUAUGGAUCCCCAGAAGCUUGCUGCUGUAAUAGAAUGGCCUCUACCGCAAGGUCUGAAAGCUAUUCAGCGUUUUCUUGGGUUCUCCAAUUAUUAUAGACGUUUUAUCAAAGGUUUCUCGUCCAUUGUAGCACCUAUUACCCGUAUGACUAAAAAGGAUGGCAAUACUCGUGUUUGGUCUACCGAGGCACUUCAGGCUUUUGAAUUUCUUAAAACUACGUUCGCCUCUGCACCUAUUUUACAGCAUCCUGUCCCCUCACUGCCCUAUAUUCUUGAAGUUGAUGCUUCGGAUAUUGGGGUAGGUGCUGUCUUAUCCCAAAGAGAGUCGCCUGAAAAGCCAUUGCAUCCAUGCGGCUUCUUUUCUAAACAAAUGUCCAAAGCAGAGAAAAAUUAUGAUGUGGGUAAUCGCGAACUCCUUGCUAUUAUUUUAGCACUUAAAGAGUGGAGACAUUUGUUAGAAGGAACUAAGGAUCCUAUCCUCAUUUUUACGGAUCACAAGAACCUAUCCUACCUUAGCGAAGCCAAAAGAUUGUCUUCCAGGCAGGCUAGGUGGUCACUAUUUUUGUCCCGUUUCAAUUUUAUUAUCACCUAUAGGCCAGGUGAUCGCAACACUAAAGCAGACGCUCUGUCCAGACAGUUCGAAACUACUGACAAACAGGAGAUUGAUGUUACUCCUGUCAUUCCCCCAGACAGGAUAAUAGCUACUACUAUUUUGUCUAUUUCCUCGUCCCUCUUGCAGGCCAUACAAGCGAAACAAAGCAUGGCACCUAGCGAGAGGCCUAAUGAUAAACUGUUCGUUGAUGUUCCUGAGAGACGGGAUAUUAUGUCAUUAUAUCAUGAUACUAAGACUGCUGGACAUCCUGGUAUUUCCAAAACGGUGUCAGCUGUUUCUCGGUAUUUUUGGUGGGAUUCCUUACGAAAGGAUGUCACUGACUAUAUAAGUGCUUGUACUACUUGUGCCUGUAUGAAAUCCUCCCGUAGAGUUCCUUGUGGGCUGUUGCAUCCGUUACCCGUUCCCGAGAGACCUUGGUCUAACCUGUCCAUGGAUUUUAUUGUUGAAUUACCCCCUUCAAAUGGUAACACAGUAAUCCUGAUGAUAGUGGAUCGGUUUUCCUAAGAUGGCUCACUUCGUGUCUCUUCACAAGUUGCCCACAUCCAAGGAACUGGCUCAUAUCUUCGCUAGAGAAGUAUUUCGAUUACAUGGUAUUCCCGUAUCUAUUGUAUCCGAUAGGGGUAGCCAAUUUAUUUCCAGGUUCUGGAGGGCCUUUUGUUCAGAAAUGGGUAUUUCUCUCUCAUUUUCUUCCGCUUAUCAUCCCCAGUCUAAUGGGGCUGCUGAACGUGCCAACCAGUCUCUGGAGCAAUACCUCCGUUGUUUUGUGUCUCACCAUCAGGACAAUUGGUCUGACCUGCUUCCUUGGGCUGAAUUUGCUCGGAAUAACGCCACUCAUGAUUCUUCCGGCAAGACCCCUUUUUACGUUGUCUAUGGCCAGCAUCCCGUUGUUCUUCCGGCUGCAUUCUCCUCACAGGGCAUGCCAGUUCUGGAUGAGCAUUUGGCUGGUUUGCGUAAUACUUGGGAGCAGGUUCAGCGUUCUUUGGUGGACUCUGCUACUCGCCAGAAGGCUCAGGCUGACAAGCAUCGCAGAGCAGCUCCGUCCUAUGUGGUGGGGGACAGGGUUUUGCUUUCCACGCGGAAUAUUCGUCUCCGGGUGCCUUCUAUGAAAUUGGCUCCCCGCUUCAUUGGACCUUAUCGUAUUAUACAUAAGGUUAAUCCUGUUUCUUAUGCCUUAGGCCUGCCUAAGAAUCUACGUAUUCCUAAUGUCUUUCACACCUCAUUGUUGAAACCUUACGUACGCAACCGCUAUACCCGGCAUACUCCUCCUCCCCCUCCUAUCUCAGUGGAGGGUCAUGAGGAGUUCGAAGUGUCUGCUGUUCUUGACUCUCGUUUCCUUAGGGGUCGACUUCAGUACUUGGUACAUUGGAAGGGUUAUGGGCCUGAGGAGCACAGUUGGAUUUCGGCUGAUGCUGUUCAUGCUCCCCGUCUUGUGCGCUCUUUCCAUUCUCGUUUUCCUGCCAGGCCUGGUCCUACCCGCCCGGAGGGCGUGUCCUCAGGGGGGGGUACUGUAGCGUUACUUACCUUAACCGGGGGCCGGUCGCGGUCCUCUCUUCAAGCCGCGCGCGGUCCUGCGGCUGCACGAGCCGCGCGCGGCUCAUCCGACUGCUUUAGAUGGAAGGCGGGCAGUGACCGCGUGAAGCGGUCACGUGUCCCGCCUGAAACUAAGAGCGCGCCGCGAGUCUCGGGCGCGCUCUUAAAGAGACAGUGGGAGCCUAAUUGCCAAAAGGCUCCCAUUGGCUCCUGUCAUACCACACUCCCUAUACAAUUACCUUUUGGGGGUGUGGAAGUGACAGGAGCCAAUCACUUUCGUUUAAAAGCUAUUUAAACUUACCUUUUUCCCUUAGCUCGUUGCCCUAUCGUGGUUUCUGUUUCAGUUCCCUUUAGCGCUUGUGGUGUUCAGUUGUGUUUUCUCGUAUUGACUUUGGCUUCGUAUUCUGACUUCGUUUUCGCUUUAUCCUUAUCUGUACUGUUUGCCGGCUUGCUGUUUUCCGUGUACCAGACCCCGGCUUGUCCUAGUUUACGCUGUCUCUCUGUGCCCUUGACCUCGGUUUGUUCCUGGCUCUGUCUCCUCUCAUAUACGUCGAGUCCGGCCAUUCUAAGGUCCGGUAGACGUAUCUCUCCUCUGUAUUGGCUUCUGUUUUGCUGGAUCCUGCGUGUAGGGGUAUAUUCUCGUUACAGGAAGGAGAAGUGGUAAAAGACUUCAAGAAAGGAGAAAAAGAAUAAUGACUAACAACAAUAACAAAAAAUCCACUCGGGAUGCCAUCAUUUUUAACUUGUUUCGUAAAUGUUAAAUGCCACAGUCUUCCCUAAAGGAUUACAUUAUGCUCCAAAACAUAAAUUCAAUCACUUCUCAGCAUACAUUGAUAUACGUUUGUUAGACAAUCUACUUUAAAAAUAUGAAAAAACAAAAUACACCUAAAAAUACACAAUGGAGAAAACAAUCAUAGGGUAAUAGCAUAUAUACAAUAAGCCCCUACGAUUAAAGGUUGCACUCACAAAAUGACUGAGAAUUCAGGCUUAUCUCAAAAAUUGUUGUUUCCACCAGACUCCAGUAUAGUGUUCAGCAAUUAAAGCCAGUCAUGUGGAAAGAAAGUGAUAAACUAUAGUGCAAUAUGAUUUAAAAUUAAAAGUACACUUUAUUGGUUACACUUACAAUGUAGAAAUUAAAUGCAAGCUCAUCAGUCAAAUCCUUAGUCCCUCGUCCAGAUGACAAAAACGCAAUAUCUGGGAUAGUCAGGAUCCAGGAACAAAACAAAUAUAAAACAGCAGCAAACACAAUAAAAUAAAAUAAAGGCUAACUGAACGCGUUUCGUCCAGUUUAACUGGACUUCCUCAGGAGUUAAAAUAAAGUGCUUUCUUGUGCAUAAAUAAAGUGUUAUAACCCUACAAUAUAGAAAAAAAACGCUUAGAAGAAAACUUGCGGGAGAUAAAACCCAACCCAAUGUAAAAAUGGUACCCAUCAGACGUAAAAGAGUACUGCCUACAACAAUGUACUACCAGACCUGCAAAUCCACUGUGCACAUGUCAUAUAUCUCAUAAUGCGACCUGCGAGUUGCCAAUGCACAUCUAAAAGACUGUACCUUACAACGUAUAUGCGACUACACAUAAACAAGGGGACCUGCGAGUCCAUGUUAAAACGUUUUAUGUUGAAAAAUCGACAAUGAAAACAUAUUUACAAAAAAGAAAAAACGCUUUUAAAUACUUUAAAAAUAUAAUAUGUAUGCUGCAGUAACCAGAAGAAACCAACAGUCAAAGCACUAUUGAAAUACCUAACCUAAGACACACCAUAAAUGAAAACCUAAAUCAACAUUUUAUCCUUUAUCUUUGAAAUCCAGCUGCCUAGACACAUUUAAAAGAUUAGAUAAAAAAAAAAAAAAAUCAAAAACAUUAAGUUUGAUCAACCCAAUCUUACAAGAAAAGAAACAGCUGCUAUGGAGAACCUUAACAAUGAUGAGAGCAUUGUGCUAAAACCUGAAGGGGAGGUUUUGUCAUUUUACCAGUCAAGAUGCACAUGAGCGAAGCUUAUGCACAACUCAACGACAAUGUAGUAUAUCAAAAACUUUUAUCAGACCCCAACCCUCAUAUAAAGAAAAGUUUAACUUAGUUUUUAGAUAUAGGAAAAUAACUGCAGAUUUUUAAAAAAAUAUAUAUUUAUAUUAAUAUUACCCACCCUACUAUUCAUGUUAUUUAAUUCUUAGCCAAAUUCAACAAAAAUAAUUUACAAAAAACACACCUCCUGGCUGCCUGAUAGUUUCUGACAUUAAUUCCAUUUUAUCUAGUCUUUUAGAAUAACUUGAUAUUCUCCUCCAGCCAUUCAUGGAAUCCUACUUAAAGGACAGUUUGAGCCUUUUACAGAUUUUAAACAAUUUUUAAUGGGAAACUGAUGACUUUUGCCAUGAUCUAGGGCAGGGGUAGGCAACCUUCAGCACUCCAGAUGUUGUGAACUACAUCUCCCACAAUGCUCUUACAGCUAUAAUGAUGGCAAAGCAUCAUGGGAGGUGUAGUCCAAAACAUCUGCAGUGCCGAAGGUUGCCUUUCCCUGAUCUAGGGCAACCUUUUGCACUCCAGAUGUUGUGGACUGCAUCCCCAAUAAUGCUCUUAAACCCAUAAUGCUGGCAAAGCAUCAUGGAAGGUGUAGUUCAAAACAUCUGGAGUGCCUAAGGUUGCCUAUGCCUGAUCUAGGGUGUUCCUCCAUCAAAAUUUUCUUGAAAAAAACAGCACUAUUCCUUCCUCACAAAGUAAUUUUAUUUUAGAGGGAAUAAACAUAAUUUAAAAAAAAAAAAUUAUUUUGGUUCUUUGAUGGCUUCUAUUUGCAAAAAAAGGGAAGUAACAUUGGAACAAAUGUUGCCCCAAACUACACCAAUCUUUCAUGGUGGAUUGGGAAGAUUGAACUAUCUGGUCGAUUGCAAAUGGAGGACAAAUUUGGUUUUAAACUAAAAAUAUGUUGAUGAUCUAAUUUUUAUUUGGAGAGGCUCAGAAAUUGAUCUUAAUGAAUAUUUUUAAUUCUUAAACAAAAAUAGCGAAGGCUUUAAAGGAUCACUAUAGGGUCAGGAACACAAACAUGUAUUCCUGACCCUAUAGUGCUAACACCAUAUGGGUGGCUUGCCCCCUUAUAAAAGUUUAAAACUCCUUAUUUCCAGCGCCGCAUGGCUCUGCUGGCUCCGGCCCCUUUGUGAUAUCAUCAAAAUGGCCAAUUUUUAGCAAAUCCAAUGCUUUCCAUUGGAUUGGCUAAAAUCGGGUAUGGGGCCAAAUGCAAUUUUGGUCAAUCAGGACCUCCUCAUAUAGAUGCAUCAAUGCCUCUCUAUUAGGAAAAUUCAGCGUCUCCUUGCAGAGCGUGAGGACGCUGAAAGGCAGGGCUACUUACUGUGCAGCCCUGAGCCAGGAAGCCCCUCCAGUGACCAUCUGAAGAGUGGCCGCUUGGAGGUGUCUCUAGGGGCAAUGUAAACACUGCCUUUUCUCUGAAAAGGCAGUGUUUACAUGAAAAUGCCUGAAGGGAACUAUUAUACUCACCAGAACAACUACAUUAAGAUGUAGUUGUUCUGGUGACUAUAGUGUCCCUUUAAAUUAAGGUCAUAUUUUAGCUAAACUAACGCCAAUUUUUUUAUACAUGUAGUUGCCACUAUUCCCCAUGGCUAAAUGUCAUGCCAAAAGACAGCUUAUUCAAUUAAAAUGAAACUGCACUGAUUUAGCAACUUAUUCCACUCCAAACACUCCAAGCACCAUAACCACUAGUUCUUACAAUAGUGUUCCCCCCUUUGUAAGUAAUAAAAAAUAUUUAGAGCACAUUCACUUCUUACCUAGGUCCCAUCGCAAGUCACUCUCUGCCUCCACGAAGAUGUCAAACAGUUCUAUAAUAAACACACUACUUACCUGGGCACUCCUGGCACCUUAACCACUACAAUGUGCUAUACUAUUAUGGUGCUUAGAGGUUUCAUUUAAGGGAUCUAAGCACAUAUUUGUCAAUGUAUAGAGCAUGCAAGUAUUUAUAAAUGUUCCAGUUAUAAUUUAUGUACUAAUAUAUUAUAUUUUGUUUUACAGGGAACCUGAUUUGGAUUUCUCUGUUUGGAUUUACUCUGUUUUUGUUUAUAGUAUUGCUUUAUGCUCAAAAACCCUAUCUUAAAAUAUACUUAAGCUACUGUAGGUGGUGAAUGUGUCAUAUAAGAAGUAAUGCCAAGAACUAUUCAGAGUUUUAUGCUUUAUGAUGUG
Messenger RNA from Pelobates cultripes (western spadefoot toad), 32235 nucleotides. Lineage: Eukaryota; Metazoa; Chordata; Amphibia; Anura; Pelobatidae. The record is from the annotation of a GenBank genome assembly.